Molecule: messenger RNA, 2562 nt
Organism: Parnassius apollo (apollo)
Lineage: Eukaryota; Metazoa; Arthropoda; Insecta; Lepidoptera; Papilionidae
Source: the annotation of a GenBank genome assembly
AUGGGUGCAGUUACUGAGUGGCUGAACAAGGACAUAGAGUUCGCUAAGAAGAACAACAGAGACUCCGACAACUUCCUCUUCCAAUAUGAAGAUUACGAUUCAGCAGAGGAUCAAGAGGUCCUGUUUAAUGAAGACAGGCCCUGCCCCAGAGAUUGCAUAUGCACUGUAUCUCAAGGAUACAGAAUAGCCAAGUGCAACCGUCUCGAAGUCGGCACGCAGAAAUUCGGCGACGAUAUCACUGAUCUUGUGAUUGAAAACGCCGAUCCGACAUUCCCCAUUCAGCUUGACGAUUUCAUCUUCAAAAAACUAGGUCUGCACCAAAUUGCGACUAUCAAGAUAGUCAACAGCACAAUUGGUUUUGUCGGACAUAACGCGUUCCAUGGACUGCACGAAUUAUAUGCAGUCAAUUUGUCGAAUAAUAAAUUAAAAACUUUACACCCUGAAACAUUCGCUAAUAACAAAAAACUUUUAUUGUUAACGCUAUCAAAUAACCCCUUAAAAUUCCCGGCUGUAGGCUCUCAUGACUACUUCCUUAAUGCAUCAUCUGUUCAAGAACUAGAUGUCUCGUACUGUAAUAUUCAAUAUAUUACAGCUAAUACCUUCAAAAAUAUGCCAGGCCUUAUGUAUCUAAACGUAGCUGGAAAUAAUCUCUCUGAUAUGGAUGCCGACACAUUUAAAAAGCUUCUGGACUUAGAGGAACUCGACUUAAGUGAUAACAACAUAAAAGCACUGCCUGAAGACAUAUUUUCUGAAAAUACAGAACUAGCAACAUUGCACAUACAAAGGAAUCCAAUUGAUUCGGUAUACGGUUUACAGAUUUCGGACCUGCUUACUCUGAAUGCUGGUCAGACGGACAUAAAGUUUAUUGGACCAUCCAUGUUUAAUGGAAUGACUUAUAUUGCAAACCUCAACCUAAGCGGCAACAGUAUCGAGAAAAUCCAUAAUCAAGCAUUCCACAAACUUGUCGAACUCAAUUACUUAGACCUUUCUUACAACGACUUGGACUUCAUUUCCGGCUAUCUCAUUAAGGAAAAUAUUGAACUAGAUAUUUUCAAAAUUUCGAACAAUCCCAGAUUGAAGCACUUACCAGCCGAAGGGUUCAAUUGUUCUGCAGAACAGUUUAAUAUUUAUUUGUUCGAUGCAUCAAAUUGUGGACUAGAAGAAAUCGGAAAUGAUUCGUUGAAGACAUUCACAGCUUUAUCUCAAAUCAAUCUCUCUGGUAAUAACAUCAAAUCUAUAAGUACUGAAGUUUUUUCACGAUGCCCUAGGCUAGUGGAUAUUAAUCUUGCCUACAACAAAUUAACUACUUUAAAUGUUAAAGUUUUCGAAAAAAACAAGGAAUUAGGAAAAUUAAACCUUCAAGGCAAUCCACUGAAAGUACUUUCAGCAGAAAUAUUUGUUUAUACACCGAUUCUGACUACGCUUGAUAUGAGUCACGCCGAGUUGACUUCUCUAUGGAAAGUAGUAAAGGACCAUCAAGUAGGCCUUCUUAACAACUUGAGCUUCCUUAAUGUUUCACAUAACAGAAUUACUGAGAUCAAACAAACUGAGUUAGAUAGCUUGAACAAACUGCGUACGUUGGACAUUAGUAACAAUCCUCUAGCUUGCAGCAGAGAUUUUGAAAACCUUAUGACGUGGCUUAGUAACCGUAAAGUAUCUCCCAACUCCAACAAUGCAAAUAUUGCCAAUCUCGCUAAAGACGCAAAGGAAGAGGACGGUACAUACAGUUGGGAGUUCUUAACAAAGAAAACUUGUGGCACCGCGUUACCACAUCCAGUAGAACCUUUACCACCUGUAUCGGAUGAAGAAAUAUGGGAACGCAUCGACAAAGAUGCAGAAGGUAACUUUGAUUUGAAAGAUACUUUGGACGACGGGAAGCUCGCUGAUGAUACUGCUGUUAAUAAUGACAAGAACAAAAAUAUCGUUGAUGACGACAGUAAUGACGCCGAUGAUGAAGCCGACGACGAUGGAGAAGAGGACGAUGAAGAUGAGGACGAAUCUGGCGAAGAAUACGACGACAGCGAUAGCGAUGUUGACCUUAAAGUGAAACUUAUCGAAAAACCUGCCGUAAAAUUAAGUACGUAUAAACCUGUAGCCAGUGGUUCAAGUGAACAAUCCCAAACUGAAAAAAUAAAGAUCGACAUAAAACUGCUCGAAAAUGAUAAUAUGUACGACGACCUGGAGCCAGAAAUCGAUAUGCAGGCUUCUUACGUCACAGACAAUGAGCACGGCCGGUACGGAUAUUUGUGGCCAAUAAUGAUCGCCGUUUUGGGAGCUCUUCUUAUGUUGAUCGUCAUCGCCAAGGUCGUCAUGGUUGUGUGCAGUAAGAAGAAUAAGCAAAUAAGAUAUAACAGUGCCAUUAUCGCCGCUAUGAGUCACCCGGGUCGUACAAAGAAAGAUUGUGGUCUGGUAUACCAGCAACUAACAGAGGACUUGACGGGCCCGAAGACCCCUAAGCUUAACCGCUACGCACCAUUGCACAACGUUACCGUAAAUGCCUCCAACAUGUCAUACGAGAGCAGUCCCUUUCACCACAGCAACAUUGUGCCGGAAGCCGUGUGA